This is a messenger RNA of Pygocentrus nattereri (red-bellied piranha), 15847 nucleotides long. RefSeq names its product MYC binding protein 2 (gene mycbp2). The record is from RefSeq and is a predicted model, not a curated record. The transcript is spliced from 86 exons. NCBI's taxonomy places the organism in Eukaryota, Metazoa, Chordata, Actinopteri, Characiformes, Serrasalmidae. Gene Ontology annotation, cellular component: nucleus. Bases 486 to 14798 code for a protein of 4770 amino acids.
CACUACAGCCUCAUUGGGAUGGGAAUGUAUCCCGGCAUCCUUGCCACAGAGACUCGAACGGGGAAGGAUGGUGAAGUUAAGAUGGCAGCGCAGCUAGGGGAGCUGCCUGUCCGGGCUCAAGAAAAAUACAAGGAACAAAUGAAAACAACGGACGACAGCCCGCGUUUUGCGGUGACUUCGGUUUAUACAGUUGAAAAUGAAUGUUAGGUUUGGCCUAAACCAUUGUUCACAUCGAGGCGAGGGUUAAAUCGCUAUCUCGAGAAAGCAGCUUAUUUCGCAGUUGCAGCCGCGGCUAGCGCGUAUGCCGAGAUCACUGCUGAAGUGAGUGGAGCUAGUGGAUGUAGCUAGCGAACUGCUACUGGACGGUAUUUGUGUUUACGUCUCGGAUAUAUGGGGAGUGCUGUGUGCUUUACGGCGGCUGGAAAUACAUAUUGAUCGCCAGCUGGUGACAUAUUGGUGUGAUAUAUGCAUUGUUCUCCAAAACGAUGAUGUGUGCUGCUGCGGCAGCUGGAGCCGGCAGUGGGAUUCUGUUCUCCUCAUCCCCCUCCAUGGGGCUGGGUGUCAGGGUCAUGUCUGGAGCAGGGAACGAUUUCUCCUCUUUCGGAGCCGGUAUGGGCUCGAGUCCCACUCCGGGGGCUCAGCCGGACUGUCGGAGCCGAUACCAGCUUCUCCUGUCAGGGCGAGCUUUGGCCGAGAAGUACAGGAGGAUUUACACGACCGCUGUCAACGACAAAGAGCAGGGCUUAAACCUUGGGAGGGGAAAGAAAGCUUUGAGUAAGAAAAAACUGAAGAGACGGCAAAAGGUCAGAUCAAAAGUCAAAACAAGAACAAAGACAGAAAAUCUGGACGGAGCCUUUCCUGUGCCGGACAUCAAGCUCCACAGUAAUCCCUCUGCUUUCAACGUCUACUGUAAUGUACGGCACUGUGUGCUGGAUUGGCAGCAGAAGGAGGCCUCCCUGGCCCUGGCCUCUCGGAACUCUGUACAGAGUGGUGACUCGGACAGUGAGGAGGAAGAGGAAUGCCGGGAACCUUUUGUCAAACUGCCCAAGAUCAUUGGCAUUGGACUGUGUGGGGUUUUUGAGCUUAUCAAGGAGACACGGUUUUCACACCCCUCAUUGUGUCUAAGAAGCCUACAGGCCCUGCUGGACAUGCUACAGGGACAACAGCCUGAGAGCUUCCAAACUGAACCUCCAGAUGUACUGGAAUCCCUCUUCCACCUGCUACUAGAGACAACAGUGCGAAGUACAGGAAUGAAUGACCCCACUGGUCAGGCCUUGACAGCUCUGUCCUGUGCAUGCCUAUUCAGCCUGGUGGUGGCCUGGGGAGACACGGGAAAAACCCUGCAGGCUGUAUCCGCCAUCCUCACCAACAAUGGCAGCCAUGCCUGCCAGACCAUCCAGGUUCCAACCAUCCUAAAUGCUCUUCAAAGGAGCGUACAGGCAGUGCUUGUAGGGAAAAUCCAGAUCCAGGACUGGUUUGGGAAUGGCAUCAAACGAGCAGCACUGAUGAACAAGUGGGUUCUGAAGGAGGUGAGCAUUGAUGAGGAUGAGCGCUGUCUGCUGCAGACUGAUGGAUCCUUCCUCUAUCUGCUCUGCAAGGAUGGCCUCUACAAAAUAGGCUCAGGGUACAGUGGCACCGUCAGGGGCCAUGUGUACAACUCUACAUCACGCAUCAGGAACCGAAAGGAAAAGAGGUCAUGGCUGGGGUUUGCUCAGGGCUCCCUGUUAUAUCGUGACAUGAACAGUCACAGCAUGGCAGCCAUCAAGAUCAACCCAGAGACACUAGAGCAGGAGGGCACAAUCACAAUGCCUGGUCUUCAAGCAGAUGGGCAGAACAUCAUAUUCACCGAUGGUGAAUAUAUCAACCAGAUAGCAGCCUGCAAGGAUGAUGGCUUUGUGGUGCGGAUCUACGCCACCAGCACGGACCCGGCCUUGCAGCAGGAGCUGCAGCUUAAACUUGCUAGAAAGUGUCUCCAUGCCUGUGGCAUCUCCCUCUUUGACCUAGAAAAAGACCUGCAUAUCAUUAGCACAGGGUUUGAUGAAGAAGCAGCGCUGCUCGGAGCUGGCAGGGAGUUUGCUUUGAUGAAAACAGCUUCUGGGAAGAUCUACUACACUGGGAAGUAUCAGAGCCUUGGUAUCAAGCAAGGUGGCCCAUCAGCUGGGAAGUGGGUGGAGUUGCCAGUCACUAAGUCACCCAAGAUUGUGCAGUUUUCAGUGGGACACGAUGGCUCUCAUGCCCUCUUAGUAGCUGAAGAUGGCAGUGUCUUCUUCACAGGGUCCGCCAGUAAAGGAGAAGAUGGAGAGUCAACAAAAAGUCGGAGACAGCCAAAGCCCUACAAGCCCAAGAAGAUGAUCAAGCUGGAGACAAAGACAGCCGUAUACACAGCUUGCAACAAUGGCAGCAGCAGCAUAGUCACUAAGGAUGGAGAGCUCUACAUGUUUGGCAAGGAUGCCAUUUAUAGUGACAGCACCUGCCAGGUAUCAGAUCUGAAGGGUCACUUUGUAACUCAGGUGGCCAUGGGAAAGGCCCACACAUGUGUACUGACUAAGAGUGGCGAGGUGUGGACAUUUGGAGUGAACAACAAAGGCCAGUGCGGCAGAGACACAGGAGCCAUGAGUCAGGCAGGGAAGGCUUUUGGAGUGGAGAGCAUGGCCACAGCCAUGGAUGAGGACUUGGAAGAUGAGCUGGAUGAGAAGGAGGAGAAAUCAAUGAUGUGCCAGCCAGGCAUGCACAAGUGGAAGCUGGACCAGUGCAUGGUAUGCACUGUGUGUGGAGACUGCACUGGCUAUGGAGCCAGCUGUGUUAGCAGUGGGAGACCUGACAGAGUGCCAGGAGGAAUCUGUGGCUGUGGCUCUGGCGAAUCUGGCUGCUCCUCGUGUGGCUGCUGUAAGGCGUGUGCUCGUGAACUGGAUGGUCAGGAAGCCAGGCAAAGGGGAAUCUUUGACGCUGUGAAGGAAAUGAUACCACUAGAUCUUCUGUUAGCUGUUCCUGUCCCUCCCCCUCCAGGCGUCAAUAUAGAGGAACACAUCCAGAUCCGACAGGAAGAGAAGAGACAGCGCGUCAAUCGCCGUCACAGGCUGGAGGAAGGCAGAGGCCACCUUGUAUUCCCUGCCCCCCUUUUUAUGAACCAGCGUGAGCAGGCCCUAGCCAGACUAAGACCCCUUCAGGCCAUUAAGCUAAUGCGGGAGAAACUCAAAGAUGGCAGCAGUGAGCGUGGGGACAAAGAUGCCAGUAAGAUCACUACUUACCCUCCAGGAGCUGUGCGCUUUGAUUGUGAGCUCCGUGCUGUGCAGGUCAGCUGUGGAUUCCACCACUCGGUGGUGCUAAUGGAGAAUGGAGAUGUUUACACCUUUGGCUAUGGGCAGCAUGGUCAGCUAGGACAUGGAGACGUCAAUUCCAGGGGGUCUCCCACUCUAGUGCAGGCUCUUCCUGGCCCCAGCGUUCAGGUGACAGCAGGCAGUAACCACACUGCAGUACUCCUCAUGGAUGGUCAGGUCUUCACUUUUGGAAGCUUCUCGAAAGGACAGCUUGGUCGGCCCAUUCUGGACAUGCCCUACUGGAAUGCCAAGCCUUCGCCCAUGCCCAACAUUGGUGCCAAAUAUGGCCGCAAAGCCACAUGGAUUGGUGCCAGUGGAGACCAGACCUUCCUGAGAAUUGAUGAAGCACUAAUCAACUCCCACGUUCUGGCCACCUCAGAGAUUUUUGCCAGCAAACGCAUCAUUGGUUUGGUUCCUACCUCUGUAUCUGAACCACCUCCCUUCAAAUGCCUGCUGAUCAACAAAAUGGAUGGAAGCUGUCGGACCUUUAAUGACUCAGAGCAGGAGGACCUUCAGGGCUUUGGCCUCUGUCUAGACCCUGUAUAUGAUGUCAUCUGGAGGUUCCUACCAAGCACACGGGAGAUGUGGUGCUACAAUGCUGUGAUUGCAGACGCUCGCAUGCCCUCUGCCUCGGACAUCCAGUCUCGUUGUAGCAUCCUGAGCCCUGAGCUGGCCUUGCCCUCUGGCUCCCAUGCCACCACCACACGCUCUCAUGGAGCCCUGCACAUCCUGGGUUGUCUAGAUACACUGGCAGCCAUGCAGGAGCUAAAGAUGGGUGUGGCCAGUGCUGAAGAGGAGACACAGGCAGUGAUGAAGGUUUACUCCAAAGAGGACUACAGUGUGGUCAACCGCUUUGAGAGUCAUGGUGGAGGCUGGGGUUACUCUGCCCACUCUGUAGAAGCCAUUCGCUUCUGUGCAGAUGCUGAUAUCCUGCUGGGGGGGUUGGGGCUGUUUGGAGGUCGGGGAGAGUACACUGCCAAAAUCAAGCUUUUUGAGUUAGGCCCAGAUGGAGGAGAUCAUGAGACAGAUGGGGACCUACUGGCUGAGACAGAUGUUCUGGCUUAUGACUGUGCUGCUAGGGAGAAGUAUGCCAUGAUGUUUGAUGAGCCGGUGCUAUUACAGCUAGGCUGGUGGUAUGUGGCCUGGGCUCGAGUGUCUGGGCCCAGCAGUGACUGUGGCUCACAUGGCCAAGCAACAAUAACCACUGAUGAUGGCGUGGUGUUUCAGUUUAAGAGCUCCAAGAAAUCAAAUAAUGGUACUGAUGUGAAUGCUGGUCAGAUACCUCAGCUGUUAUACAGGUUGCCAUCAAAUGAUGGUAAUGCAGCAAAAGGAAAACAGCAGACCAGUGAGCCAGUACACAUUCUGAAGCGCUCCUUUGCCAGGACCGUGUCAGUGGAGUGCUUUGAGUCUCUGUUGAGUAUCCUCCACUGGAGCUGGACUACGCUGGUGCUAGGGGUGGAGGAGCUGAGAGGACUGAAAGGCUUCCAGUACACAGCCACCUUGCUGGACCUUGAGCGUCUACGCUUUGUGGGCACCUGCUGCCUACGCCUGCUCCGUGUUUAUAUCUGCGAGAUCUACCCCAUCUCUGCUAGUACCAAGGCAGUUGUGGAGGAGUCAAGCAAGCUGGCAGAGUGUGUUGGGAAGACACGCAGCCUGCUGAAGAAAAUUUUGUCAGAGGGCAUGGACAACUGCCUGACCAAGCUGGAUAAUGACCCACAGGGCUACCUUAGCCAGCCGCUCACACUGUUGGAGGCAGUACUUCAGGAAUGCCACAACACCUUCACAGCUUGCUUUCACUCCUUCUACCCUACUCCUGCCCUACAAUGGGCCUGUCUCUGCGACCUGCUCAACUGCCUUGACCAGGACAUCCAGGAGGCAAACUUUCGCACCUCAAGCAGUCGUCUACUGGCUGCAGUGAUGUCUGCACUGUGUAACACAUCAGUUAAACUGACCUCCAUUCUGCCUAUUGCAUAUGAUGGAGAGGUGCUGCUACGCUCGCUUGUUAAACAGGUCAGCACUGAGAAUGACUCGGCCCUCGCUCACCGCUUCCCCCUGCUGGUGGCUCACAUGGAAAAACUCAGCCAUACGGAGGAGAACCUAAUGGGGAUGACAAGUUUCCGAGAAGUUCUGGAGAAAAUGUUGGUAAUUGUGGUUCUCCCAGUCAGGAAAAGUCUGAGGAAAGAGAUGGAGCUUUUCUCUCCCCAUUUAGUGUCCAACACUUGCGGCCUGCUGGCCAGCAUCGUCAGUGAGCUCACCGCCUCUGCUCUCGGAUCUGAGGUGGAUGGGCUUAAUUCACUGCACUCUGUAAAAUCUACUCCCAACCGCUUCACUAAGACCAGCCAGGGCCGCAGCUGGAACACAGGCAAUGGCUCCCCUGAUGCUAUCUGCUUCACUGUGGACAAACCGGGCGUGGUUCUGGUGGGCUUCUGCGUCUACGGGGGAGGGGGUAUCCAUGAAUACGAACUGGAGGUUCUCGCUGAUGAUGCACAGACAGAGCACCCUGGGGACUCUGCACACUCCCACAGAUGGACAUCUUUGGAGCUGGUGAAAGGUACCUACAGCACUGAUGAUAGUCCCAGUGAUAUUGCUGAGAUCCGACUGGACAAGGCUGUGCCUUUGAAGGAGAAUGUGAAAUAUGCUGUUCGCCUGCGUAACUAUGGCAGUCGCACUGCCAAUGGGGAUGGAGGGAUGACCACAGUGCAGUGUUCUGACGGAGUAACAUUCACCUUUAGUACCUGUAGUCUCAGUAGUAAUGGCACCAACCAGACCAGAGGCCAGAUCCCUCAGAUCCUCUACUACAGAAGUGAAUAUGAUGGAGAUUUGCAGUCCCAGUUGCUGAGCAAGGCUAAUGAAGAGGAUAAAAACUGUAGCCGUGCUCUUUCAGUGGUUAGCGCUGUGGUACGGGCAGCAAAGGAUCUCCUACACCGGGCCUUUGCUGUGGAUGCUGAAGACAUUCCAGAGUUGCUGAGCUCCUCCAGUCUUUUCUCCAUGCUACUUCCUCUCAUUUUGGCAUACAUUGGCCCUGUGGCAGCCUCAGUACCAAAGGCUGCUGUGGAGGUGUUUGGUUUGGUGCAGGAGCUUCUCCCAGCUGUGUCUGCCCUGAACCAAAAGUAUGCCCCACCUGCUUUCAAUCCUAACCAGUCUACAGACAGUACCACGGGUAACCAGCCUGAGCAGGGUCUGUCGGCUUGCACUACUUCCAGCCAUUAUGCAGUUAUAGAGAGUGAUCAUCCUUACAAGCAGGCUGGUGUUACACACUACAAGGUGUCCUUCCCAGACUGUGUGCGCUGGACAACUAUAGAGUUUGACUCCCAGUGUGGCACAGCCCAGCCGGAAGAUGUGCUGCGGCUGCUCAUUCCUAGUCGAACGCUGUACUUCUCUGGCCUGGGAGCCAGGCCCCUUGCCCAUGAGACCAUCAACGCCUGGACUGAACUCAAGAAAUUCUCUGGAUCUACUGGCUGGCCCACCAGUGUCCUUGUACUGCCAGGUAAUGAGGCCCUCUUCUCCUUGGAAACAGCAUCAGAUUACGUCAAAGAUGAGAAAGCCUGCUUCUAUGGCUUUAAAUGUGUGGCUGUGGGGUAUGAGUUUAACCCUGGUCCUGAUGAGGGUAUUAUUCAGUUAGAGAAGGAACUGGCAUAUUUGGGAAGUGUGUGUGCCGCUGCUCUCAUGAAAAAGGACCUAGCUUUGCCUAUAGGAAAUGAACUAGAGGAAGAUUUGGAAAUUCUUGAAGAGGCAUCACUCCAGGUGUGCAAGGCCCAUUCAGGGAUCCUGGGGAAGGGGCUGGCUCUCUCUCACUCCCCUACAAUUCUGGAGGCUCUGGAGGGCAACUUGCCCCUGCAUCUGCAAAGCAAUGAGCACUCUUUUCUGGAGGACUUUAUCACUUGUGUGCCCAACUCAAGUGGAGGCCGCCUAGCCAGGUGGCUCCAGCCAGACUCCUAUGCAGACCCUCAGAAGACUUCCCUCAUUCUCAAUAAAGAUGACAUCCGUUGUGGUUGGCCAACUACUGUGGUUGUGCAGACCAAAGACCAGUAUGGGGAUGUGGUACAUGUGCCAAAUAUGAAGGUGGAAGUGAAAGCUGUGCCUGUGUCUCAGAAGAAGUCAAUUCAGCAAGACAACAUGAAGAAACUGCAGCGACUGCCAGGGAGCUCUUCUAACUCAGCGACAGGCACUGACCUCACUUUCGGUGGCUUACCAGCACCAAAACUGGAGGCUACUUACGAACCCAUGAUCAUCAAGGAAGCCCGCUACAUUGCCAUUACCAUGAUGAAGGCAUACGAGAAUUAUUCCUUUGAGGAGCUGCGCUUUGCCUCGCCCACUCCAAAGAGGCCUAGUGAAAAUAUGCUCAUCCGGGCUAACACGGACGGCACCUACAGUGCCAACUGGACUCCUGGUGCUGUUGGGCUGUACACCAUCCAUGUUACCAUAGACGGAAUUGAAAUUGAUGCAGGUCUGGAGGUGGAAGUGAAAGACCCACCCAAAGGGAUGAUCCCUCCAGGCACGCAGAUGGUUAAACCCAAAGCUGAGCCACAACCAAGCAAGGUGCGCAAAUUUGUCGCCAAGGACAGCGCAGGGCUGCGUGUGCGUAGUCACCCCUCUCUGCAGAGUGAACAGAUAGGCAUAGUCCAAGUCAAUGGCACCAUCACUUUCAUUGACGAGAUCCACAAUGAUGAUGGUGUGUGGCUCAGACUGAAUGAUGAGACUGUUAAGAAGUAUGUUCCCAACAUGAAUGGGUACACUGAAGCCUGGUGCCUCUCUUUUAACCAGCAUCUGGGCAGAAGCCUUCUAGUCCCUGUUGACAAUGCCUUUAGCAAUAGCCAAGGAGUCAGGGAUAUCGACUUUUUGUCUUGGACGACCUUAUCUUGUUUCCCUCAGGAGGCCAGGCCCCAGUCAGAUGAGUGUAUAAGGGAGAUCAAUGGCCACCCUUCACACGAAGCCCCCAUGCGCAACCUGGACAGGGUGGGCCUGGGUGGCGGACCAGGUCUUUAUAAGGUAGUGAAGACGGGACCCUCGGGUCACAACAUCAGAAGCUGCCCAAACCUUAGAGGUAUCCCCAUUGGAAUGUUAGUUCUGGGGAACAAAGUCAAGGCAGUAGGCGAGGUAAUUAACUCUGAAGGCACAUGGGUGCAACUGGAUAAGAAUAGUGUGGUGGAGUUCUGUGAGAGCGAUGAGGGUGAGGCCUGGUCCCUGGCCAGAGAUAGAGGAGGAAACCAGUAUCUGCGCCAUGAAGAAGAGCAAGUCAUCGUGGAACAUGGUGCUCAGACUCCUCCCCCCAGCCCCUUCUCAGUGCAGGCCUUCAAUAGAGCCGUGAGCAGCAGUGGAGCCCAAGGAUUUGAUUAUGGCAUUUCCAACAACAAAGGUGACCGGCUGAGUGCCAUACUGAAUUCCAUUCAGUCUGGGCCUUUCCUCCCAGCUCCCUCCGUAUUUGAGCAAGCCGCCAAACCUCCCUCUUCCCUUGUCCACAGCCCUUUUGUGUUUGGACAGUCCCUUUCCCAGCAGCCUCAGCCACAACCACAGCUUCUGAAUGCUUCAUCACGCAGCCUUGCUUCACGUGAGCGUGUGCACAAAAGCAGUGUGACUGGGCCUGGCACCGCUCUCUCAUCUCUUGCUCUCAGACAAAAGGGUGAGAGAGGGAAUGUGGCAGCUCGAUCCUUGUCUCCUGCAAGCAAGCACCAUCAGGAGAGUCGCUCACCCAAACUGGAUAGCCGUUCCAACCGCACUGCUGAUCAGGGGAAGAUCAAGACCAUCGACAGCUUGUCAGCCAGCGAGGCUCUCAUCCUCAAGUCGGAUACAGGCAAACUGCGUUCUGACUCCCAUAGCCGCUCACACUCACCCAACCACAAUACCCUACAAGCCCUAAAGGCAGAUGGUAGGACCUCAGGUUUCCGAGCCGAGUCUUCAAACCCCAGUUCUCGUUCUUCCUCACCUAAACAGAAGACCCUCACCUCAGGCAGGUCAAGUCCCUCUGGCACUAGUACUCCACGCUCUUCCUCUCCACAUGAUAAGAACUUGCCACUAAAAGUCAGCCCCUCUUCCAAGGCCCGUCUCGACCCUCCACGGGAAAGAUCAAAAUCUGACUCCUACACACUGGACCCUGACACUUUAAGAAAGAAAAAGGUGCCCCUAACAGAGCCAUUAAGAGGCAGGUCCACUUCCCCCAAACCAAAACUCCCACCCAAAGAGGGUAAAGUUGGAAGCAGCAAUGCAGAAAAUCGUGCCCCAUCUCCCCAUGUUGUUCAAGAGAACCUCCACAGUGAAGUGGUAGAACUAUGCACCUCCAGUGCCCUGCUGUCAAAUGAUGUCAAUGAUGAAAAUGCAGAAUUGCGCAAUGCUGAAGAGGGCUCCUCCAAAGUACAUUUCAGCAUCGGAAAGGCUCCUGUCAAGGAGGAAUUAGACAGUCGUUCCUCACCCAAAGUCAGUCGAAAGACCUCUAGCAGACAUGUACGGCCCAAAAAGGACAAAUCGGGUCCACUCUUUAAGGGGGAGAAUGUGCGUCUCACUGAGCCUGCUAAACAGGCCAUGUCACCUUCUGUGGCUGAAUGUGCCCGAGCUGUCUUUGCAGCCUUCCUGUGGCAUGAGGGCAUUGUACAUGAUGCUAUGGCCUGCUCCUCUUUCCUGAAGUUCAACCCUGAACUCACCAAAGAGCAUGCACCCAUUCGCAGCUCACUCAGCUGCCAGCAGAGCCUCGAUGAGAAGGAAAGCAAGCUGAAAAACCGUCACUCACUGGAGAUCUCAUCUGCUCUCAACAUGUUCAACAUCUCACCUCAUGGACCGGACAUCUCUAAGAUGGGAAGCAUCAACAAGAACAAGGUUCUCUCCAUGCUUAAGGAGCCACCAUUGCCUGAGAAGUGUGAGGAUGGGAAAGGUGAGCCUGUCUCCUAUGAAAUAACCAGCCAUUCAUCCAUAAGAUCAAAGUCGCUCUUGCCCCUUACGCUUCAACACCUGGUGGCUUUUUGGGAGGACAUUUCUAUGGCGACUAUCAAAGCUGCCACACAGAACAUGAUCUUUCCUAGCCCUGGUUCCAGUGCUAUUCUGAAAAAGAAGGAAAAUGAGAAAGACAGCAAGAAAGCCAAGAAGGAGAAGAAAAAGAAAGAGAAAGCAGAGGUGCGUCCUAGAGGGAACCUCUUUGGGGAGAUGGCACAGUUGGCCAUGGGAGGCCCAGAGAAAGACACCAUUUGUGAGCUUUGUGGAGAGUCUCAUCCAUACCCUGUUACCUACCACAUGAGGCAGGCCCAUCCAGGCUGUGGACGCUAUGCUGGAGGCCAGGGCUAUAACAGUAUUGGUCACUUCUGUGGUGGGUGGGCAGGGAACUGUGGAGAUGGAGGCAUAGGAGGGAGCACCUGGUAUUUAGUUUGUGAUCGCUGCAGAGAAAAGUACCUGAGAGAGAAACAAACUGCAGCCAGGGAAAAGGUGAAACAAUCCAGGAAGAAGCCUCUGCAGGUGAAAACUCCUCGAGCACUUCCCACCAUGGAGGCUCACCAGGUGAUUCGUGCCAAUGCCCUAUUUCUGUUGUCCCUGAGCAGCGCAGCUGAACCUAGCCUUCUGUGUCACCACCCACCCAAACCCUUCCACCCACAUCUGCCCAGCCUCAAGGAGGGUGUUUCUGAAGAGCUGCCCAACAAAAUUGGCUGCCUCUAUCUGCAGACCCUUGCCCGUCAACAUACUGAGAAUUUUGGAGCAUACCAGGAUGAAAAUCUAUUUCAAGAUGAGAUGCGCUACCUGAGAUCGACUUCAGUUCCUGCUCCUUAUAUUUCUGUCACACCAGAUGCUUGCCCUAAUGUGUUUGAAGAACCUGAGAGCAACAUGAAGUCUAUGCCACCUAGUCUGGAGACCAGCCCUAUCACAGAUAGUGACACAGCCAAGCGGACAGUGUUCCAGCGCUCUUACUCUGUAGUAGCUUCUGAGUAUGACAAACAGCACUCAGCGUCCCCUGCACGAGUGAAGGCAGUGCCCAGACGAAGGGUACACAGUGGAGAUGCGGAAGUUGGCUCCUCACUCUUGCGACAUCCUUCUCCUGAGCUGUCUCGUCUAAUCUCAGCCCAUGGUUCCCUGAGUAAGGGCGAGAGAAAUUUUCAGUGGCCUGUCCUUGCAUUUGUCAUUCAACACCAUGAUUUGGAGGGCCUAGAAGUGGCCAUGAAGCAUGCUCUGCGCAAAUCUGCUUGCAGAGUGUUUGCUAUGGAGGCAUUUAACUGGCUGCUAUGCAACGUGAUUCAGACCACGUCUCUCCAUGAUAUCCUCUGGCACUUUGUGGCUUCUCUCACCCCAUCUCCCUGUGAACCAGAGGAGGAGGAGGAAGAGGACAACAAAGGGAACAAAGAAAUUGUGGAGCAGGAGAAAGAUUUGGGUGUGUGUGAGCAUCCACUCUCUGAUAUUGUUAUUGCUGGAGAGGCUGCUCACCCGCUGCCCCAUACUUUCCAUCGACUCCUUCAGACCAUCUCUGACCUGAUGAUGUCACUACCCAGUGGAAGCUCCCUCCAACAAAUGGCCCUCAGGUGCUGGAGCCUCAAAUUCAAACAGUCAGACCACCAGUUUCUGCAUCAGAGUAAUGUGUUCCAUCAUAUCAACAACAUCCUGUCCAAAUCGGAUGAUGGGGAUAGCGAGGAGAGCUUUAACAUCAGUGUGCAGUCAGGAUAUGAAGCCAUCAACCAGGAGCUGUGUGUGGUAACCUGUCUGAAGGACUUGACCAGUGUAGUAGACAUAAAAACAUCCAGCCGGCCAGCUAUGAUUGGCAGCCUGACAGAUGGAUCUACUGAGACCUUUUGGGAGUCGGGGGAUGAGGACAAGAACAAGACCAAGAGCAUCACCAUCAGCUGUGUGAAAGGCAUAAAUGCUUCUUACGUGUCUGUGCAUGUGGACAACUCCCGUGACAUUGGGAACAAAGUCACGUCAAUGACAUUUCUAUGUGGAAAGGCAGUGGAAGACCUCUGCAGGAUCAAACAGAUUGAUCUGGACUCAAGGCACAUGGGAUGGGUAACCAGUGAGUUGCCUGGAGGAGAUCACCAUGUGAUCAAGAUUGAGAUGAAGGGCCCUGAGAACACUCUGAGGGUGAGGCAAGUCAAAGUGCUUGGCUGGAAGGAGGGUGAGAGCAUCAAGAUAGCUGGACAGAUCUCUGCCAGCGUGGCCCAGCAAAAGAACUGUGAAGCAGAGACCCUGCGUGUGUUCCGCCUUAUCACCUCACAGGUGUUUGGCAAGCUAAUUUGUGGAGAUGCUGAACCUACUCCUGAGCAGGAAGAGAAGAACCUUCUGUCAUCUCCUGAGGGUGAAGACAAGGCACCAUCUGAUGCUGACUUGAAAGAACACAUGGUUGGCAUCAUCUUUAGCAGGAGCAAGCUCACUAAUCUACAGAAGCAGGUGUGUGCUCACAUUGUGCAGGCCAUUCGCAUGGAGGCUACACGUGUGCGGGAGGAGUGGGAGCAUGCCAUCUCAAGUAAGGAGAAUGCCAACUCCCAGCCUAGUGAUGAUGAUGCCUCCUCAGAUGCAUACUGUUUUGAAUUGCUGUCAAUGGUGCUUGCCCUGAGUGGGUCCAAUGUGGGCAGGCAGUAUUUGGCUCAACAACUCACCCUACUACAGGAUCUCUUCUCACUCCUUCAUACGGCUUCACCACGUGUUCAAAGACAGGUGACCUCAUUGCUCAGACGUGUGCUUCCUGAAGUGACUCCUGUGCGCUUAGCCAGUGUAAUUGGAGUGAAGGCCUUGCCCCCAGCAGAUAUUAGUGACAUCAUCCAUUCUACGGAAAAAGGUGACUGGAACAAGCUAGGAAUCCUGGACAUGUUCCUGGGCUGCAUUGCUAAGGCCCUAACCGUACAACUAAAGGCCAAGGGCACCACCAUUGUGGGUACAGCUGGUAUGGCAGCAGGCAAAGGUGUAACAACAGUUACAUUGCCUAUGAUUUUCAACUCAAGUUACAUCCGUCGAGGGGAAAGUCACUGGUGGAUGAAGGGCUCAACCCCACCUCAGAUUGCAGAGAUCAUCAUUAAGCUGGUUAAGGAUAUGGCUGCUGGCCAUCUCUCAGAUGCCUGGUCCAGAGUGACCAAGAACGCUAUUGCUGAGACCAUUAUUGCUCUCACCAAGAUGGAGGAGGAGCAUCGCUCACCAGUGCGCUGCAUUGCUACCACACGGCUUUGGCUGGCUCUUGCCUCUCUGUGUGUGCUGGAUCAGGACCAUGUGGACCGACUGUCCUCAGGCCGCUGGAUGGGCAAAGAUGGCCAGCAAAAACAGAUGCCUAUGUGUGAUAACCAUGAUGACGGAGAGACUGCAGCCAUCAUUUUGUGUAAUGUGUGUGGAAACCUGUGUACUGACUGUGAUCGCUUCCUCCACUUGCACCGCCGGACACGCUCCCAUCAACGACAGGUUUUUAAAGAGGAAGAGGAGGCCAUAAAGGUUGACCUGCAUGAGGGCUGUGGAAGGACCAAACUCUUCUGGCUCAUGGCACUGGCUGACUCCAAGACCAUGAAGGCCAUGGUAGAAUUCAGAGAACACACAGGUAAACCUGCUUCAAGCAGUUCAGAUGCCUGCCGCUUUUGUGGAACCAGGAAUGGCACAGAGUUGUCUGCAGUGGGAAGUGUGUGCUCAGACCCAGACUGUCAGGAGUAUGCGAAACUGGCCUGCAGUAAGACCCAUGUGUGUGGUCACCCCUGUGGUGGGGUGAAGAACGAAGAGCUGUGUUUGCCCUGUCUUCAUGGCUGUGAUAAGAGCACUGGCUGUCUCAAACAAGAUGCUGAUGAUAUGUGCAUGAUCUGUUUCACUGAGGCUCUGUCUGCUGCCCCUGCUGUCCAGCUGGACUGCAGCCAUGUGUUCCAUCUCCAGUGCACACGUAGAGUUCUAGAGAACCGUUGGCUUGGGCCCAGGAUAACUUUUGGGUUCAUGUCCUGUCCUAUCUGUAAGAACAAAAUUAACCAUUCAGUGAUCAAAGAUCUUCUGGAUCCCAUUAAAGAGCUAUAUGAUGAUGUGAGGAGAAAAGCUUUAAUGAGACUGGAAUAUGAGGGCCUACACAAGAGUGAGGCCAUCACAACGCCUGGAGCCCGCUUUUACAAUGAUCCUGCUGGAUUCGCUAUGAAUAGAUACGCUUAUUAUGUGUGCUACAAGUGCAAAAAGGCCUAUUUUGGGGGAGAGGCACGCUGUGAUGCAGAGGCAGGGCAAGGUGAUGACUAUGACCCCAGCGAGCUCAUCUGUGGAGCAUGCUCAGAUGUGUCCAGAGCACAGAUGUGCUCUAAACAUGGGACAGACUUCCUUGAGUACAAAUGCCGUUACUGCUGUUCUGUGGCUGUGUUCUUUUGCUUUGGGACCACACAUUUCUGCAACGCUUGCCAUGAUGACUUCCAGAGAAUGACCAGUGUCCCCAAAGAAGAGCUGCCUCAUUGUCCAGCUGGUCCUAAGGGUAAACAGCUAGAGGGAAGUGAGUGUCCCCUGCAUGUUGUGCAUCCUCCAACUGGAGAAGAGUUUGCCCUUGGUUGUGGCGUUUGCAGAAAUGCCCAUACCUUCUGAACUUCUGGACCCUGUCUGACUCCCUCUUUGAGUCCGUUUUACUUGUCCUGCUAAAACAGCAGAGUCCUGCUUAACUCCAGUCUGAGAGUACUUACCUUGGAUGUCUGGUUUAGAGGAGGCACUGAUAAGCCACUGUGCUUCAGGAUUGUUCCUCUCUCUCUCUCAAUGAACGCUGAAGAAUAUAGGAAAUUAAAAGAAAAAAAUGUGGAAAAAACUUUGUGACGUGUUUGCAUGCAGCCGUUGUAACCCUCGGCUCCCAUAAACGUUGCACACCACCUGAUCACUGAAGUGUAACAAUAUGUAAACUGACUCUUUUCGUAAUCCUGUACAGUAUUCUCCACUAUUGAGUGCAUCAUGGCUUGGCAGAAAAGAUUCUGGUAAGAUUAUAUAAGUGGACUGUCAAGAAUGUUAUGUUGGGAGGAAAAUAGUGUAUGAUUUAUCUAAUCUUGUAUAUAAUGAUAGUAUCCAAAAUAGGUGUAUUCAGAUGUUGCUACUUUACACUUCAGUUUUGUUUGAUAUUCUGGGUUUUGUUUUGAGCCAGAACUUUUAAUGAAGUGCAAUACUGGGUGUGCCUCCUAUCUUGCAGCUGUAAACAUAUGGAAUGUAUGUCAAUAAAAGCCACUGUACAUUUUUAUACAGUGAGACACGCCAUUGUUUCCCCCCUGCAAAUAUAACAAAUAUCAUCUCUGUGCUCAGAACACUUUGAUGGGCCUACGUCUGACGUGUCCCUUUCAGCUCCACAAUGUUAUAAUGUGGUACAAAUCCUUUUUCUGUCUUUUUAAAAACGUUAAAAGGUGAGUAUGUUCUAUCAUCGUGUUGUAAGAACAGAACACAGAAAUCGUUGGGCUGGGGUCAGUCUUCACACCAAAAAAAAGAAGAAAAAAAAUGGAAAUUGUGAAUCAUUUUUUGGAAGUGUGAGAAUGUGUGGAAGUGUGAUGAACAGCUGCUGUAAAAGAAAAAAAUGCUACUUGUAAAUCUGCUCUGUAUUAUCUGUGGUGGAUAGAGUUGGAUGGUAAUAAACCAGAUUCUCUGUUCUGCAAGGUACAUUA